Molecule: messenger RNA, 2824 nt
Organism: Clarias gariepinus (North African catfish)
Lineage: Eukaryota; Metazoa; Chordata; Actinopteri; Siluriformes; Clariidae
Product: myosin-11
Exons: 23
Coding region: 68-2824 (918 amino acids)
Source: RefSeq, a predicted model, not a curated record
AUAGAAGACCAGAAAUGCAACUGCUGCAAGAUUACAACGGUAAACAUUAACCAGGUCAUUUGUGAACAUGGCCAGCUGGUUCAGUGAUGACAGGUUCACAGCAGACAGAAAUGACUGGGAAUGGGACUGUGGUUUGAGUGCUCAGGAACUCAGGAACUCUUUGGGAUCUUUAAAACCCAUCUUGCUGUCUGAGUUUGACUCGUGGGAAAAGUCUCUCUUUAAAUCUCAGUCCUCAGCUUUAAGUUGUGUGGGUGUGUCCCGAUCAGGUAACAAGUCCAAAAUCAGCACCAGUUCCAGUGGCAGUCAAUGUGGAGUGAAACACAGUGAAUCAGCUGCCAGGCAAAGAUGGCAGUCUGCCUCACUUCUUGCGCCAGAUGGGACCCGAAGAUCCAGUUCUGAGAGCAGUUUAAGGAGGACAGAGCUUAUCCAGAGGCUUCGGGAUGUUCACAGCUGUCUGGACACACAAACUGAGCAGCUGAAAUCCAAGGAGACCCAACUUCAGCACAGCCAGAACACGACCCGGCUUCUAGAGCUCAAGCAGAAGCAGCUGGAAAAGGCACUAAGUGUUCUUGAGGAGCAGAAGGAAGCCGCAGUACAAAGUCGCUUUGAGGAGAACUGUCACAGCACAGACCUACAAGACAAGGUGCUGCAGCUGGAGAUGGACAUUCUAAACAUGAAAUCUAACCUUGAUAGCAGGAGCACUGCUCUAAUAUCAGCCUCAAAUUCAAAGCAGCUCCUCACCAGAACCAUGCCUGUAGCAAAAGAUGAAGUUGUCAAAGAGAAACAUAAAAAGACAGAGAGAGAAAAGAAGAAGCUUGAAGAAGCCCUUAGGGAAGCGGAGGAGAAAGCCAUGACCCUAGCAGCUGAAAAGAACCGUGCAUUAAAACUUCUCCAAUUCUGUAAAGAGGAACAGCAGAGGCAGAUGGAAGAGCUGAAGCAGAGGCUUAGCACAUCUUUGGAUACCCAGAGUGACUUGCAGGACCAGCUCAGCGAUACUAGUAGUCGCCUCAGCCAACUGAAACUUGAGAAUGAACUGCUCAGCACAAAAACACUGCGAUUUGAAGACAACAUAGAGGACCUGAAGUCAAAGCUUUCAGGCACUUUAACUGAAAAGGAUCGCCUAGUGCUGGAGAAAGCUGAACUGUACCAAAGAGUGCAAAGUUUGGAGCUAGAGUUGCAAAGAUCCCAGAUGGGCAGAGAGGGCUUUACUCAACAGGUGUGUGAUCUCCAUGCCGAGCUGACUCAAGCCAAGAGCCAUGCCAGCCAACUACAGCAGAGUACCGUAUUAAUGAAAGAGGAACUACAAACAGCCAAAGAGGUAAAUGAAAAACUGUCAACAGAUUUGGCAACAGCCACAGAGCGGCUUCAGGGGACACUACAGCAGCUACAUAAACUGGAAGCAGAGAAGCUGAUCCAAACCAAUCAGAUAGCUGCACUGGAGACUGAGCGUUUGCAGCUGAUUGGAGAGAAGGAGGAACUGAUGGAUGUGUUUGACCAAGGAGACCAAAAUGAGCUAAGAGAGCUGAAGGAGAGAUGCUGUCAACUCAGAGAAUUACAGAAAAUGUUGGAGUAUGACAAGAAGGAGCUUGAGGCGCAUUGCCAGGGCUUGGAAAAGAAAGUACAGAAUCUUGAGGCAGAUUACGGCUUUAAGGAACAAGAACUGCAGCUCAUGUUUAAGAAGACUGAACAAGAGAAGGAGGAGCUGAAGCAGGUGGCAGCUCACUGGAAUGAGCGCUGGCUGGAUGUUGCGAUGGCACUGCAGUCUACACAGGCCCAACUAGAAGUGACCAGGAAACAACAGCAAGAGAAUGAUACACUGAGGGAAGAGACAACAGAAAUGGCCAUCAAGCUGGAGACACUUGAGUCCGAGAUGAAGGACAGGCAGAAUUUGAUCAACAAAGAGAAGAUACACCAUGAGAAAGAGCUUGCCAGAGUUAAGAAAGAAGCUCCUGCUUUGGAGCAAGUGGAGCUUGAUGCCUGCAGAAAGCAGCUAGAACUGGAGAAGAACAGAAGCCAGACUCUCCAGCAGAAACUGGGAAACCCUGUGUCUCCAGAGGAGAUGGAUGGAGAGCUGAAGGCUGAGUUGCAGAAGGUGUGGGACAAGCUGAAGAGCCGUGACAUUGAGCUGGAGGAGCAGAAGCAUGAGCUGCAGACUGCUCUUAGCCAGACACAGCAGAACAACGAGGUUGAGAGACAGGAACAACAACUUGCUAAGAAAGAUGAGGAAUUGAAACAAAGAGAUCUUUUAAUUCAGGAUUUGAUGAGAAAGAAAGACACUGAAACACCUGAGGCCCGAAUUAAGAUAAUUGCUCUUGAAAAUGAGCUUGCUGGAUUCAAAAAUCCAAAGACCAUCCAGAAGCUGGGCACUGAACAUGACCCUCAGCCCAUACAGUCUCUAAUGAAAGUUGCAGAGAGAAACAGGACAACUGAGCACCCAAAGCCCAAAAAAGAGCAAGAACCUCAAAAAGUGCAAGUUGUCAGACUUUCUCAAGAGAGAAAUGGAGGGAGUCGAUCACCAUUAAUGAAGAGAAAAGAGACAGAAGUAAGAUCUGAUAUCAUAGAUCCAGACCAACAGAGACAUAUCAUCACUGAGCAGCUGAAAAGUGUGAUUAAGGACCGGGAGCUGAUGGGUGAUACAGCAUCUCCCAUAAUCCAGAGAAAAUCUGUCUCAGUACUGGACUGUGGUUCCCAGGAGAGGAUUUGUGGUAAAGUUUCAGGAAAGCACGAGCUAUGCCACUCCUCAGCUAUAUCUUUUCUCAACAAAUUAAGACCAUUUGUGAAGCUCAAUAACAAUCAGUUCAUCUUCAUUCCAGGCGGUUACUGA